Messenger RNA from Cuscuta epithymum, 1579 nucleotides. The record is from the annotation of a GenBank genome assembly. Lineage: Eukaryota; Viridiplantae; Streptophyta; Magnoliopsida; Solanales; Convolvulaceae.
AUAUGUGAUUAAAAAAAUUAAUGACACGGCAUGAAGUGGAACCCUCUGUCCGAACUUGCAUUUCUGGCGUAAUUGAUGACACAACCGUACAUCUUUCACCUUCCUGCAUACGUGAAGAACUUGAAAGAAAAAUCCAGAGCAGAUAAAUUUUCAGACAGAGGAUUAGCUGUAUCCACGUCAUGGGAUCGACCAAGCAUAAAAAUGGCUGUAAGGGCUGUCCCUGUUUCAGAAAUGCAUCUUCUUGAUAAUGUACCAGAAAAUGACAGAGCUAAGUUCUGCCUCCCCACUUCUGCCCAAGGCGGUGGAGAAAAUGGAAAUGGCGAGGGGAGAAGAGGCGUGAAGAUGUGGAAGGAGAAGGAGAAGAGGUUUGUGGUGAUGGGUCACAGAGGAAAUGGGAUGAAUAUGCUGGAGUUAUCUGAUCGGAGAAUGAAGGCUAUCAGGGAGAAUACAAUCCGUUCUUUCCUCAACGCCGGAAAACUUGGUCUCGAUUUCGUUGAAUUCGACGUCCAGGGCUUAAUCAUUGAGAAGAGAGUUACAGAUCUCACUUUGGAUGAGUUUCUUUCCUAUGGGCCCCAAAGGAGUGCAGAAAAUGUUGGAAAGCCGAUAUACCGAAAAACGAAAGGAGGGACAAUUUUUGAAUGGGCUGUUGAAGAUGAUGAUCAUCUAUGCAUAUUGAAAGAUGUAUUUCAGAGCGUUAAUGACUCAUUAGGCUUUAACAUUGAAUUGAAGUUCGACAACAACAGAGUUUACACAGAAGCAGAGCUUGUAAGAGUUAUUCAAGUGAUCAUGAAGGUGGUAUUGGAUGAUGCUAAGGAGAGAGUGAUAAUGUUUUCAACUUUUCAUCCAGAUGCAGCCCUAUUAAUCCGCAAACUGCAAAAUCUCUACCCUGUUUUCUUCCUAAGCAAUGGAGGAAAUGAAAUACAUUCAGACACCAGAAGAAACUCAUUAGAAGAGGCGGUAAAGCUGUGUUUGGCAGGGGGGCUCCAAGGAAUUGUUUCUGAGGUGAAAGCAAUACUGAGAAAUCCUAGUGCAAUUAACAAAAUCAAAGACUCCCAUCUUUCCCUCAUAACAUAUGGUCAGCUCAAUAAUGUGGGUGAGGUUGUGUACAUGCAACGCAAUAUGGGCGUAGAGGGCGUCAUCGUUGACGUUGUUGAAGAGAUUAUGGAAACGGUGUCGGAACUCAACGACACCGAGAGCGGUGAAAGGGGUCAAGCUUUGUGUAUAGAUGAGAAGACGGUGCUAACGGAGAAAAUGGAUCGUCAUUGCUCUAAGGAAGAAAUCUUGUGUUUAUUCAGCCUUCUCCCCCUACUGCUGCAUCGGUAGUGUUGAAGGAGUAUAUCUUGUGUUUAUAUAGAUACUCGUAUUUAUUUUCUUAAAAAGUUUCAUACGACUUAGUAUAUAUAUCAUGUGUUCGGAUUUUGUUGUUGGAGAAAAUUGCAUAUUUUUUCUCGUAAUAAAUGGAGGUACAUGUUUAUUUGUAACUAGUUUUGUAAUUUUACUCACUUGUAGUCAUUACAAAAAAAACACAGGCAUUUGUGACAGGGGUUUCCCAAAAUUGACAGAGAUAUGUCAAAUCCCC